Molecule: messenger RNA, 990 nt
Organism: Pseudonaja textilis
Lineage: Eukaryota; Metazoa; Chordata; Lepidosauria; Squamata; Elapidae
Gene: RPS2
Product: ribosomal protein S2
Biological process (GO): translation
Cellular component (GO): cytosolic small ribosomal subunit; ribosome
Molecular function (GO): structural constituent of ribosome; RNA binding
Source: RefSeq, a predicted model, not a curated record
UGCGGCCUCCUGAUUGCAAAGAAUCCCACCGUCUGCAAGUGUCACUUUCCUUCCCCAGCAAAUGGCGGAUGACGCCGGUGCCGCCGGAGGGGCCGGAGCAGGCGGACCUGCUGCUGCCGCGGCCAGGGGAGGCUUCCGAGGAGGCUUUGGCAGUGGAGGCCGGGGCCGUGGAAGAGGCCGGGGCCGUGGUCGGGGCCGUGGUCGCGGGGCUCGAGGAGGCAAAGCUGAGGACAAAGAAUGGAUGCCUGUGACCAAAUUAGGCCGACUGGUAAAGGACAUGAAGAUCAAAUCUCUGGAAGAGAUCUACCUUUUCUCUCUUCCAAUCAAGGAGUCUGAAAUCAUUGACUUUUUCCUGGGUUCCUCGCUGAAGGAUGAGGUUUUGAAAAUCAUGCCGGUGCAGAAGCAAACACGGGCAGGGCAGCGCACCAGGUUCAAGGCCUUCGUUGCCAUUGGGGAUUACAACGGUCAUGUUGGUCUUGGGGUCAAGUGCUCUAAAGAAGUUGCCACGGCCAUUCGUGGGGCCAUCAUCCUGGCGAAACUCUCCAUCGUGCCAGUGAGGCGAGGCUAUUGGGGGAACAAGAUUGGCAAGCCUCACACUGUGCCAUGCAAGGUCACAGGCCGCUGUGGGUCCGUCUUGGUUCGCCUCAUUCCUGCCCCACGUGGCACAGGGAUUGUGUCUGCCCCCGUUCCCAAGAAGCUACUGAUGAUGGCGGGAAUUGAUGACUGCUACACCUCAGCCAGGGGCUGCACUGCUACCUUGGGCAAUUUUGCUAAAGCCACCUUUGAUGCUAUAUCCAAGACCUACAGUUACUUGACCCCUGAUCUCUGGAAAGAAACUGUCUUCACUAAAUCUCCUUAUCAGGAGUUCACUGAUCAUCUGGCAAAGACCCACACCACCAGAGUGUCUGUGCAAAGAACUCAAGCAGCUGCUGUGGCAACCACCUAAAAGAUUCUGUGCAUCAAUAAAGCAAUCCUCAAGUUUUAAACCAA